AUGGAGAUCUUGAAGAAACUGGAGAUAAACUUACCCUUCUCAGAAGCCUUGCAACAAAUACCUUCAUAUGCAAAAUUUCUGAAGGAACUCCUCUCUAGAAAAAGAAAGUACAUUGAAGAGGAAACAAUUGAGGUACAGGGAAACUGCAGCGCCAUCAUACAAAAGUCAUUACCUCCCAAGUUGAAAGAUCCAGGAAGUUUCACUAUCCCUUGCAUUAUAGGGAAUAUCUCUGUUGGGAAGGCACUAAUUGAUUUGGGGGCCAAUAUCAAUCUCAUGCCACUCUCCAUGUUUGAAAAGAUUGAAGGCUUGGAACUUAAGCCUACCCGAAUGACUCUCCAACUAGCAGAUAGAUCUCUAAAAUAUCCUUAUGGGGUAGCUGAAGACGUGUUGGUAAAAGUGGACAAGUUCUUGUUUCCUGUUGAUUUUGUUAUCAUGGAGAUGGAAGAAGAUGUGAAUGUUCCUCUUAUUCUUGGGAGAUCUUUUAUGAAGACUGCAAGAGUUCUAAUUGAUGUGGAAAAUGGCAAACUGAAGGUGAGAGUGCAAGAUGAAGAAGUAAAUUUUGAUGUCUUUCAAGCCAUGUCUCACCCAAAAGAUGAUAAGGGUUGUUUUCAUCUUGAUACUCUUGAAAAAAUAUGCAUGAUUCAAGAAAAGGAGGUAUGCGAUGAUCCUUCUCUGGAAGAAGCAUUUGAUGACAAUUAUGAAAAAUUGACUGAGGAAGGCAUGAAUAAUUUUGAAGAAUUAAAAGAGGCCCCUUUGUUGAACUCUGAGGAAAAAGUCAAGGAAAGAAAGCCAGAGCUGAAAAUGUUACCACCACACUUGAAAUAUGCGUUUUUAGAAGAAGGGGAGCAGUUCUUGGCCAGAGAAGAGGAAAGGUUUUUCACACGAUUUAUUAUGCAAGUCCUCAAUGAAGCCCAGCUGAAUUAUGCCACCACAGAAAAAGAGUUUCUUGCUAUUGUGUAUGCUUUGGAGAAAUUUAGACCAUAUCUCAUUGGGUCUAAGGUAAUUAUCUACACUGACCAUGCGGCUAUUAAAUAUUUGCUAGCCAAGCCAGACUCCAAACCACGAUUGAACUGA
Vigna radiata var. radiata (mung bean) is the source of this 1074-nucleotide messenger RNA. RefSeq lists its product as uncharacterized. Bases 1 to 1074 code for a protein of 357 amino acids. The transcript is spliced from 2 exons. NCBI's taxonomy places the organism in Eukaryota, Viridiplantae, Streptophyta, Magnoliopsida, Fabales, Fabaceae. The record is from RefSeq and is a predicted model, not a curated record.